Messenger RNA from Stegostoma tigrinum, 529 nucleotides. RefSeq names its product limbic system-associated membrane protein-like. NCBI's taxonomy places the organism in Eukaryota, Metazoa, Chordata, Chondrichthyes, Orectolobiformes, Stegostomatidae. Gene Ontology annotation, molecular function: cell adhesion molecule binding. The coding region runs from base 51 to 485 and encodes 144 amino acids. The record is from RefSeq and is a predicted model, not a curated record. Gene Ontology annotation, biological process: cell-cell adhesion. The transcript is spliced from 3 exons. Gene Ontology annotation, cellular component: cell-cell junction.
AUGGGCAAGGGAACCCAGUUCCCCGGAGGGUCUGGAUCAAAGAUGGGAAAAUGGAAAGCAGAGGGUUACUCUACAUCCCAUCUGUUCAACUGCAGCAUGGUGGACUGUACGUGUGCAUGGUCAAAAAUGAGCAUGGAUUAAAAACCUCAUCUCUAAAUGUAACCAUUUUGUAUAAACCACGAGACACAAUCAUGACCAUAUCAGUAAAUAACAAAACAGUGUCAGGCUUUCCAGUAGAAGUCACUAAAGGUGAUGAAAUUACAUUAAGCUGUAUGUCCGAUGGAAGACCCUCACCUGUAUUAGAGUGGGUAAAUCCCAGUAAUGGCAACAAUAUUGAGAUUGGUCCUGGAUUUCUUCGUAUUCCGUACAUAACCUCAGAACAUCAAGGAAUUUAUAUAUGUAGAGCUACCAAUCAAUACGGAAGUGAUGAGAAGGAUGUGGACAUCAGGGUCAAAGGUGUAAAAGGUUCUGUGGCUCAAUUCUGAAGAAGAGCAGGCAAGUUCUCCCUGAUAUACUGAGGAAUCCUUAC